AAACCGAUUUCAUCAUCAUCGUUUUCGAGUUUCUCAAGAAUAACCCAAAUCAAAUUCCCUCUUCCCACUAAAAUCCUUGUUAUCUUCGUCUUUAAUGGCACGAACUAAGCAAACCGCCAGGAAAUCAACCGGAGGAAAGGCUCCGAGGAAGCAAUUGGCCACCAAGGCCGCCAGGAAAUCAGCUCCGGCGACCGGUGGAGUCAAGAAGCCCCAUAGGUUCAGGCCAGGGACUGUGGCAUUGAGAGAGAUCCGAAAGUACCAGAAGAGUACAGAGCUUCUUAUCAGGAAACUUCCAUUCCAGAGAUUGGUAAGAGAAAUUGCUCAAGAUUUCAAGACUGACCUUCGUUUUCAGAGCAGCGCUGUUGCGGCUCUUCAAGAGGCGGCUGAGGCUUAUCUCGUUGGGCUCUUUGAAGAUACCAAUCUUUGUGCCAUUCAUGCCAAGAGGGUUACUAUUAUGCCUAAGGAUAUCCAGCUCGCUAGAAGAAUCAGGGGUGAGAGGGCUUAGAUUUAGAGGUUGUGAUGGUAUUUGCAUCUAGUUUUAGUGUUUUAUAUAUUACUGCACGAUUCUAGUUUAAGAUCGUGUUAUUGAUCUUGUUUGCUACCUGUUUGAUGAAAUCAACUCUGUAAAAUUCCUUAAGUUUAAUGGUUAAUUGACGAAACAAUAUUUGAGAUUUCA
Molecule: messenger RNA, 676 nt
Organism: Cucumis sativus (cucumber)
Lineage: Eukaryota; Viridiplantae; Streptophyta; Magnoliopsida; Cucurbitales; Cucurbitaceae
Product: histone H3.2
Exons: 1
Coding region: 95-505 (136 amino acids)
Cellular component (GO): nucleosome
Molecular function (GO): protein heterodimerization activity; DNA binding; structural constituent of chromatin
Source: RefSeq, a predicted model, not a curated record